UGGGUAGUGUACAAAGAAAACUCAACUCUAGGUGGAUCCAUUGCUACCUAAAGUUAAGAUAUGACAAUCACAGUAAUAAUUCCUUCUCAUAUGAGUUCAACAGUCACAAGCAGGACGGGAGUCAAACAUUCACUAUUAUAGAAACCAGUGGCCGUUCACUCAUUCAGCUGUUGUGCGACACAGAGUCUAAUAGUCCAACAUGUCCAAACUAUGGGAAGCAAGAGGAAAACCGUAUCCGGCAGCAGCAGGAGGAGAUGGAGCGGCGAAGACAGGAGGAGCAACGAAGACGACAGCAGGAGGAGAUGGAGCGGCGAAGACAGGAGGAGCAAUGAAGACGACAGCAGGAGGAGAUGGAGCGGCGAAGACAGGAGGAGCAACGAAGACGACAGCAGGAGGAGAUGGAGUGGCGAAGACAGGAGGAGCAACGAAGAUGACAGCAGGAGGAGAGGCGGCGCCAGGAACAACUGGAGAGGGAGAGGGCGAUCCAGCAAGAAAUCGAAAGGGAGAGCGAACUUUCGGGUAAGAAGAUGUCAAAGGGAUGAGAAAAGCUGAGACAGAAGCUGAGACUAAAAGGACAACAGCGCCAUCACCAGCGUACACAGGUACUACACCAGAUGAUAGAAGAUGACGCUGCAGCAAUCAGAAGGGAUGAGCCAGGGGACUUGAAAAAUAAGUUUGAAGAUCUUCUGAAGAAAUACGAGAUCACUGAAGACAAAGGCAUGCAGGAGGACAAACUUGAAAACCGAAGGAAAAAUCUUCAGAAUGAACUAACCCUUAAAUACUUUGGAGAGCCUCAACUGUCAAUCUGGUGUCAGUUGACCAUAGAUCGUGCUAUCAGCCAAGGAGAGCAAUCGCUCACUGAGCAGUUUAGCAUCCUCACGGCUGUGACAGAGCUAACGUUGACCAACGACUCGGACACAGACAGUAAAGAGGACCAACUACUUGACUGGGACCAGAAGUAUGACUUUCUCAUCCGUCUUCUUGAACAGCUGUACAGCACAAAUCCCACAGUGGCUCAACAACUUGUUCUGAGCAUUCUUGAUGUGUUCACAGAGGUGUCAGAGAAAAACAAGGGGCUCCUUAGUCAAAUUCUCUUCAACAUGAUCUGGACACCUUCAGAAAUUCUGCUCUUUUUGCGAGGUGUUUCAGGCAUAAACCAAGAGUUAGCAACCUCCAUCCUACAUACUGUGCAGACAAACAAGCUGGACCUUCUCUCUACUCUCUCUGCCCUGAAAGAUAAAGACCCUGUCAACUCUCUACAAUUGUAUGCUGAGGCAGAAGGGGACAAGGAUGCCGACACCAUUGUGAAUGAAAUGCAAAAUGAAAAGUACCCAGAGAAAAUAUUGUCCAUAAUGAAGGAAAUUCUAGGAUAUAUGACAGAGGAACUUCCAAAACAUGCAAAGGAGGACUUGGAUCAGGUAAAGAUAGAGGAAGCAAAGCAGAUGAUCAAGUCACUGGAUUUUACUGACCUUGCUGUUCUCAAGGAGGUCCUAAUAAGGAUGUCUAUUGCUGUGCAAGACUGCUCAACCAUUUACACUCAAAACGGUAAGAACAUAGAAGGCUACUUUCCUAGCAUCACUCCGCUGGCAUCACUGCUCACUGCUGAGAAAAUAGAAGGCUACUUUCCGACUCAUUCAGUUGGCAUCACUGCUCAUGCUCCUUCUACCAAAGUUAACAGGGAAAAAAGGUAUCCUUCUGGAAAUCGGCACAGGUGAAGGAAAAUCUUGCAUCUUGGCUAUGUUUGCCACCAUCCAGGCCAUCCGUGGCACUAAGGUUGAUGUUGUGACCAGUUCUCCAGUCCUUGCUCGCCGAGACCAAGAGGAGUGGAAGAAACUGUAUGACAUGUGUGGCAAACCUCUUCAAGGUUAGGAGCGUUUGUCACAAACUAAGUGGUAAACUGUCACCAAAUCACCCAAGAAUGAGAGUUCUUUCGA
Molecule: messenger RNA, 1934 nt
Organism: Oncorhynchus tshawytscha (Chinook salmon)
Lineage: Eukaryota; Metazoa; Chordata; Actinopteri; Salmoniformes; Salmonidae
Exons: 3
Coding region: 615-1715 (366 amino acids)
Source: RefSeq, a predicted model, not a curated record